Molecule: messenger RNA, 1281 nt
Organism: Lichtheimia ornata
Lineage: Eukaryota; Fungi; Mucoromycota; Mucoromycetes; Mucorales; Lichtheimiaceae
Exons: 3
Coding region: 1-1281 (426 amino acids)
Biological process (GO): carbohydrate metabolic process
Cellular component (GO): membrane
Molecular function (GO): chitin deacetylase activity
Source: RefSeq, a predicted model, not a curated record
AUGUACUGGAAGACUACCAUUGCAGCUGCCUCUGCUGCCUUGCUUGUCGGUGUCAAUGGUGCCGCAACCACUAAUUACACCAGCUCCACUGAUCCCACCAAAAUCACUAUCCCUGACAUCCCUCAAACUACCUCUCAAGAUCCUACCCAAGAGUGCGCUUGGUACGAUUCCGAAUUUGCAUACGACAAGGCUACAUGGCCCACCGUAUGGGAAGUAGCCACAAGCAAUGGCAUGAACACUAGCGCCGAGUUCCAAGCCUUGUAUGAUUCAAUUGAUUGGUCAAAGGCCCCCAAGAUCGAUCCUAGAACGCUUGAUGCUGCAGGUGGUCUUAAUAUGACAGGCUAUGAUCCCAAGGAUCCUGAUUGCUGGUGGAGUGCUUCCCAAUGUGUUCAACCCAAGUUGCCUGAUGUCAAUGCUGAUAUCUAUGCUUGUGAUGAGCCCGAGACUCUUGGUUUGACUUUCGAUGAUGGUCCCAACUGCUCCCAUAAUGCUUUUUACGACUUUUUGCAAGAAAAGAAGCAAAAGGCAUCCAUGUUCUACAUUGGUUCCAAUGUCCUUGCUUGGCCCUAUGGUGCCCUCCGUGGUGUCAAGGAUGGUCACCAUAUUGCUGGCCACACAUGGUCUCAUCAACUCAUGACCACUUUGUCUAACAAGGAAGUCCUUGCCGAGCUCUACUAUUCCACCAAGGCCAUCAAAUACGUCUCCGGAUUGACGCCCCGUUAUUGGCGACCUGCUCAAGGCGACAUUGAUGAUCGUGUUCGUUGGAUUGCCACUCAGCUCAACCUUACUGCCAUUCUCUGGAACAUUGAUACUGAUGAUUGGGCUGCCAAUGCUGUUCCUGGUGUUACUACUGAAACUGUCGAGCAAAACUACAAGGACUUCAUUGAGAUGGGCAAGAACGGUACCUUUAGCCAAAGUGGUGCCAUUAUUCUUUCUCACGAAAUCAACAACAUGACCAUGUCCAUGGCUAUGGAGAACCAUGAUGCUCUUGCCAAGGCCUACAAGCAUGUUAUUGAUGUUCCUACUUGCAUGAACAUUACUAACCCCUACGUUGAGAAUUCCGUUACCUUCCCCACCUUUGAUGAAUAUGUCAAGUCUGCUUCUUCUGGUAGCAAGAGCAAUGGCGAUGGCAAGAAGAAUGGUGAUGGUACCUCUACCUCUGGUGAAGCUGUCAAGAAGCAAUCUGCUUCCGGUGAUGAUGAAAGCGCAGCUGCUGGCAACAUGAUGGUCAAUGGUCCAUUGCUUAUUGCUGCUUUGUUUGCCGUGGCCGCUUUUGCAUAA